GCCGCCGCCGCCGCCGCGGUCUCGCCAUGGAGAGGAAGCAAGCCGACUAUGGCACCCAGGACGAGCGGUACAUGAUUCAGGGGGAGAGGUACCAGGGGCAGCAGUACAGCCACAUCUACUUCACGCGCCUCCACCACAUGCGCACCCUCCUCCACGCCCUCGUCCCCUCCCGCAAGCCCAACGUCCCCGUCACUACAGUGCUGGGGCUUGAAGAAGGAAAGGAUUGUGUGCUUGUUGGAACUUUAUUCAAGCACAUGAAACUGAAACCUUCUAUUCUUGAUGAAUACUCCAAGGAGAGGUCUGUGGUCCCUCUUGUUAAGCCGCACAACUUCAUGCAUCCGGAGGACAAUCUUAUUCUGGAAGAUGAAAGUGGAAGAGUUGCGCUUGCAGGAGCCAUACCUCCAGCAGCUUAUGUGACUGGAGUUGUAGUAGCUCUCCAUGGGAAGGAAACAAGUGCUGGCAACUUCCUUGUUGAAGAUGUUCUUGAAGCUGGCCUUCCUCCUCAAACUGUGUUGCCUAGCAUAAAUGAGGACAAGUAUGUUGUAUUUGUAUCGGGAUUAAGUGUCGGGAGCAGCACAUUCAAUCCUCUGCAGUUCCAACUUCUUAUUGACCAUAUCACGGGGCAUCUGGGUGAUGAGAAUGAGCAAACGGUAGCAUCAAAAAUAGUUCGUGUUGUGGUGGCUGGAAAUUCAGUACAUAUUGCACCAAGAUACUUGAAUGGCCAGACAGUAGCUGCAAAAGAUCAACCCAGGAUAGCUGAGCCAAUCAAAGAACUGGACAUAAUGUUAACUCAGCUUGUGGCGUCAUUACCUGUAGAUAUAAUGCCGGGCUGUAAUGAUCCAGCAAACUUUUCUUUGCCUCAGCAGCCUUUGCAUAGAUGCCUUUUCUCUGGAGCAUCCACCUAUAAUACAUUUUCAUCAUGUCCGAAUCCACAUGAAUUUGAACUUGACAAUGUCAAGUUUCUUGGAACAUCUGGCCAGAACAUAGAUGACCUCUACAAGUACUCGGAUGCCAAAGACAGGCUAGAAUUCAUGGAAAGGACAUUGACAUGGCGCCAUCUUGCCCCGACUGCACCGAACAGCCUAGGAUGUUAUCCAUACACAGACAAGGACCCUUUCCUUGUUGAAAGCUGCCCCCACGUCUACUUUGUCGGGAAUCAAGAUAGAUAUGAAUCUCGAUUGUUGCAAGGAUCCGAGAAACAGCAAGUUAGGCUAAUCAGCAUUCCAAGAUUUUGUGAUACUGGAAUCGCUGUCAUGCUCAAUUUGAGGAACUUGGAAUGCACCACCUUGAGUUUCUCAACAAGCUUUGAUUCCUGACUUUGCCCUCUAUGGAGUUCAAGAGGACGCGGUCUCUGGUGCAGCGCUACUAUGCCCACCUUAAUCCUGAAGUUUAAGCUUUGAUGAGGGAACACACUAUGGUGUGAUCCGCAGAAGCUCAUGUGAAGGUUCCCUCGGAAGUCGGAAGAAUGUAUCUGUAGCUCAUCAGUUCUUUGUUAGAUGUGUCAUGACCUAGGUUUCGUUUCUCCAAUUAGACGCCUAUGCGUCAAUGCAGCUAACGAACGUUUCGCCAGUUUGUAUCAGCUGAUCCAUUUAUCAGAUCUUGUAUUCUAUAUGCCAUCAUCAAAUGUAUCAGUUGUUGGAACAAA
Molecule: messenger RNA, 1645 nt
Organism: Lolium rigidum
Lineage: Eukaryota; Viridiplantae; Streptophyta; Magnoliopsida; Poales; Poaceae
Product: DNA polymerase delta small subunit-like
Exons: 14
Coding region: 27-1316 (429 amino acids)
Biological process (GO): DNA strand elongation involved in DNA replication; DNA replication
Cellular component (GO): delta DNA polymerase complex
Molecular function (GO): DNA binding
Source: RefSeq, a predicted model, not a curated record